AUGUUCUACGCCCCGUCUCUCACCGACUACACCCUCUACAUCCUCACUGAGCAGCUACGACGCUACGACGGUCAGUACACUGACUACACCCUCUAUAUCCUCACUGAGCAGCUACGACGCUACGACGGUCAGUACACUGACUACACCCUCUACAUCCUCACUGAGCAGCUACGACGGUCAGUACACACUGACUACACCCUCUACAUCCUCACUGAGCAGCUACGACGGUUGAAAGGCUCCGACGCCUCCUGGAAGAACGACCAGGAACCACCACCAGAGGCGUUAGACUUCAGUGAUGAUGAGGCAGAACAGAAGAUGAAAAGGAAGAAGAAGAAGGGGAAUGUUCAGAAGAGUGAGAGAGAAAGAGGACAGAGAGCUGACCAACAACCAGAUAGAGAUUCCGUCACCAGACCACAGAUGUCCCAGAGGCCUUUGCAACAGAGUCGUCCACCCCGCCGUGACAACUGGGGUCCCCCACCCCGAUACGAAGGGGCUCCGUACUACACACACCAGCCCCACUACCCCUACCCUCCCCCCUACCAGCCCCAGUCCUUCCCCCUCUACCCUCCCCCUCCUCCCCCCCACAUGUCCUUCCCCUGGUCCCCUCCCCCCUCUCACCCCUACCACAACCUCCCCUUCUCUCACCUCCCCCCUCCUCCCCCACCGCCCACUGGCCCCUAUCCUCCUCAGUGAGGACACACACACACACACACACACACACACACACACACACACACACACACACACAACAACUCGUGACUGGACACCUCACCUCCUUGACACUCAUCAGCGUUGUUUGACCAAAUCAACACAUUAAAGUAUAUUUUUACUGUCUGCA
This is a messenger RNA of Oncorhynchus keta (chum salmon), 838 nucleotides long. Its product is annotated as H/ACA ribonucleoprotein complex non-core subunit NAF1-like. Gene Ontology annotation, molecular function: RNA binding. Gene Ontology annotation, cellular component: sno(s)RNA-containing ribonucleoprotein complex. The record is from RefSeq and is a predicted model, not a curated record. The coding region runs from base 1 to 693 and encodes 230 amino acids. Gene Ontology annotation, biological process: ribosome biogenesis; box H/ACA snoRNP assembly. The transcript has 6 exons. NCBI's taxonomy places the organism in Eukaryota, Metazoa, Chordata, Actinopteri, Salmoniformes, Salmonidae.